Messenger RNA from Colletotrichum gloeosporioides, 1548 nucleotides. Its product is annotated as Sugar transporter STL1. Gene Ontology annotation, molecular function: carbohydrate:proton symporter activity. The coding region runs from base 1 to 1548 and encodes 515 amino acids. The record is from RefSeq and is a predicted model, not a curated record. The transcript is spliced from 7 exons. Gene Ontology annotation, cellular component: membrane. Gene Ontology annotation, biological process: carbohydrate transport; transmembrane transport. NCBI's taxonomy places the organism in Eukaryota, Fungi, Ascomycota, Sordariomycetes, Glomerellales, Glomerellaceae.
AUGACUCCAGAUUCUUCGCCUUGGCUUAGCAAGCCCUUUUUGACUUCGAUAUUGCUGGGAAUCGGGGGGUUCCUCUACGGCUAUGAUUCCGGUAUCAUCACGCCAAGCUUAGCGCUCAAGUCCUUCUUGACCUACUUUGGAAGUCCCGACGCCCCCUUGAGAGGAGCUAUUGUAUCGGUAUACCAAGCCGGAGCUUGGCUGGGCAGCGCCUCGGUUGGGAUCACUAGUGAUCGGCUCGGUCGCCGGCGGGCCAUCGCUUUUGGAUGUAUUUGGGGUGUCAUCGGCGGUGCCUUGAUGGCUGGUGCUGUUCAUGUUGGCAUGCUCAUCAUGGGACGACUUCUAGUCGGCUAUGCUGUUGGCACAAUCACGGGUGUGGCUCCUGUCUUUGGUGCUGAGAUUGCAAAGGUAUCUCCACUCGUGCAAGUUGUGUCAGAACCCACAUCACUGAUGGCACAACUCCAGACUGAAGAAAGAGCCAGAGUCACAGCCGUCAACCAGAUGAUGGUUGCGUGGGGCUUUUUCGUCGCCCUCUGGACCGAAGUUGGCGAAGGAAAAUGGCACAACUCCAACCAGUGGAGACUCGGCUUCGCCAUUCAAAGCAUACCAGCGUUGAUUCUAGGCGUCGGCGUUCUCUUCCUCAGCGAGUCGCCGCGAUGGCUGUGCUUGAAAGGCCGUAACGAAGAAGCUGAAAAGGCAUUCCGCAACUACCACUACAACGGCUCCAACGACAACUGGUGCCGCACCGAGUUUACCGUCAUUCAAGUCAACAUCGCCGAAGAACUGCAAACUCAGGGGCGUCUAUCGUGGGUUGACCUCUUCAAAACCCCCGCGUUCCGCAAACGGCUCUUUGUCGGAUCGUUCGUCUGGGCAGCUGCAAUGUUGUCGGGCAUCUCAUUCGUCCAGUACUAUCAGACAGCUAUAUAUGCCACCCUGCAGUUCAGCCAGGACCAGCAACUCCUUGUCAGCGGUUUGUACGGAUCGGUUGCUCCGGUGGCCUGUUUCCUCUCUCUCUUCUUUGUCGAUCGCAUUGGACGAAAGAAGAUUCUCAUCUUCAGCUCAUCGCUAUUAUCUGUUUGCUACAUGAUUAUCACCAUCUUGGCAGCAGUGUACCCAGCACGACCUGGAUUCCCUACGAAUGAAGCUGCUCAACGCGGACUUAUUGCCUGCAUCUUUGCUGUUUCUGCAAACUACUCGGCCCUUUUGGGACCCAUGACUUGGAUCAUACCCCCGGAAGUCUUCACAACCGAGUUGCGUGCAAAAGCGAAUGCCAUAGUCCAGGUCAUACACUACUCCAUCAGUCUCGUCAUCACGCAGUGUUCACCAAUUGCGCUCGCGGAGGUUGGCUGGAAGUACUACAUUCUGUUCAUACUGACAAAUGCAAUCUGCGCUGUCGUGUUCGCCCUCUUUUACCCUGAAACUAGAGGAAAGUCCCUCGAGGAAAUUGACGAGAUCUUUGGGGAUGUCAACAUCGUUCGCGAAUUGGACGCUGAUCUGGCCGAAAAGGCUGGGGCUGAGGAGGUCGAGGUCCGUAGAAGCAUGGCAACGUAG